Manihot esculenta (cassava) is the source of this 1636-nucleotide messenger RNA. Its product is annotated as probable lysophospholipase BODYGUARD 4. The record is from RefSeq and is a predicted model, not a curated record. NCBI's taxonomy places the organism in Eukaryota, Viridiplantae, Streptophyta, Magnoliopsida, Malpighiales, Euphorbiaceae. The transcript has 4 exons. Bases 122 to 1411 code for a protein of 429 amino acids.
CAAUCAUGAGACGUGGCUCCAUACUCAUCUUUCUUUGCUUCAACUCUCAACCCAAUGUUUCUUUCUCUACCGCAUAUCAACUUCCUCAAUUUUUCUCUUGCUUCUUAUUACUUUCUUCUCCAUGUUUCCUUCUCCUUGUGUAGGAAAAUGGGCGAGAAAAUCCGUUUCCACAAUCAUCUCUGCAACUAGCUUCAUUGUUUUCCUCAUUUUUGAUUUUCUUGACAUAAUCUUUUGCAUUAUUUAUAGGUACCUUGAUGGGUUUUUUGAAGGGAAGCCCUCCCGUUGUUUUUGUGGAGACAGGGGAGAGAUACAGGGGAGUGUGGGGGAUGAUGGAGACAGUGAGCUUUCAGAGACUUUGUAUAGGAGGAACAACGUGUUUAGGGGAAUGAGAUUUCUGGGUUUGGGAAGAAAUUGGGAAAAUAGCAAGAAAUCAUUCGGUGGUGGCUGUGGAAGAAGGAUUUGGUCUGAUUGUGGAUGUGAGUCUUGUGUUUCUUGGAUGAAGAAGGAUGGUGGACACAGUCUGCAUGUAGUUGUCAAGGAGCCUUCGACUGCUGCUGGAGAUUUGACAGAGAAUGUGAUAUUCUUGCAUGGAUUCCUCUCCUCUUCUUCAUUUUGGACAGAAACAGUGUUUCCAAAUCUGUCUGAGCCUGUAAAGCGUAACUACAGACUAUUUGCUGUUGACCUUUUGGGAUUUGGAAGAAGCCCUAAGCCAAAAGAUUGUUAUUACACUCUAAGAGAUCACUUGGAAAUGAUUGAAAAAUCCGUUAUUAAUCCAUUUGUAUUGAAGUCUUUCCAUAUUGUUGCACACUCCAUGGGCUGCACUAUUUCAUUAGCUCUUGCUGCAAAAUACUCAAACUGUGUGAAAUCAAUCACCCUCGUAGCACCGCCUUACAUCUCAAGUUCAAAGGAAGAAGCAAGUCUUACGGCACUUCAACAACUUGCUGGGAAGAGAUUAUGGCCGCCAUUGCUGUUUUGUUCAUCAUUUAUGUCAUGGUAUGAACACUUAGGCCGAUGCGUCUGCUUACUUGUGUGCCGAAACCACAGGAUAUGGGAGAGGAUUUUGAAGCUACUCACCUGGAGAAGGGAUCUGCAUUUCAUGAUCAUGGACAUGACCAAGCACACCCAUCAUUCAGCAUGGCAUUCAAUGCAUAAUGUGAUAUGUGGAGGGGCAAAAUUUCUGGAGGAAAUGUUGGAGAAUUUGAUGAAAUCUGGAGCGAAAAUUUGUGUUAUCCAAGGUGAUGAGGACAAGGUCAUCCCUUUGGAGUGUGGCAAAAACAUAAAGAGUAAGGUUCCUAAUGCAGAAAUUAGUAUCAUCCCAAAUGCUGAUCAUAUUGGUGUAAUAAUAGGUAGAGAGAAGGAUUUUACUAGGAAUUUAGAGCAUAUAUGGGCCUCAUCUACUGAUACUGAAUAAUUCUUUUUCUUGGGUGAAGCAGCAAAACUAGCUUAGCUUGAUUCUCUCAAGGUUUCUUUCUUUCCUUCUUUUUCUCUGUUAUAUUCUCAGCAAACUGACAAGAUAUACCUUGUAUUACGCAGAGAUGAUAACUUAAAAAAAAAAAAAAAAAAACUUCAUGAGCCUAUGUAUACUCAUUUGUAUGUUUUAAGUAAAAUAAAAAUUGGCAGGAAUAAUCUUAGUCCA